UCUUUGUAUAUAGUCUUACACAAUUGUUCAAUAUUGUUUCAAUUUAAAUAUAUUAGAAUCAUCGUGUUAUAAUUUUGUUCGAUUUAAAUUUAGAUUAUUCUUACUUAAACCAUGGCUAACUCUGUAUAUGAUACUUAUGUAUCUCCUCUUUCGACAAGAUAUGCGUCAACAGAAAUGAAAUACAAUUUUAGUGACAGGAAAAAAUUUACCACAUGGAGAACUCUCUGGACUUUGCUAGCCCAAGCUGAACAGGAAUUGAGACUGGACAUUACGAACAAACAGUUGGAAGAGCUGCGUAACAACAUUGACAAUGUGGACUUUGCGGCGGCCGCCGAAGAAGAAAAACUCACCCGACACGAAAUCAUGGCACACGUGCAUACGUAUGCCGCGUGUUGUCCGACCGCCGGACCCAUUAUUCACUUGGGCGCUACUGCACGAGACAUCGGAGACAACGCCGAUUUGAUAGUUUUGAGAGACGCUUUCGACAUACUGCUACCGAAACUGGCGGGUUGCAUGAAAACGUUGGGCGAAUUUGCAGAUAAGCACAAGAAACUAGCCACAUUGGGUUUCACACACUUUCAACCUGCUCAACUGACCACGGUUGGCAAACGCGCAUGCCUCUGGCUACAGGAUUUGGUUUUAUGCGAAAAAAACUUAAGCCGUGUCCGUACUGAACUCAAAUUUCGCGGAAUCAAAGGAGCCACCGGCACCCAAGCGUCAUUCUUACAACUUUUCAACGGUGACUAUGAAAAAGUCAGAGAAUUGGAUAACAGGGUAACAAAGCUUGCCGGAUUCUCAUCUUCAUACUCUGUCACAGGUCAGACAUAUCCUCGAAUUGUUGACGCAGAAAUUGUUGCAUCCUUAAGUAUUCUUGGGGCUGCUGUUCAUAAGAUGUGUACAGACCUAAGACUAUUGGCUGGCAUGAAUGAAAUUGGAGAACUUUUUGAACCUACUCAAAUAGGCUCAAGUGCAAUGCCUUAUAAACAAAAUCCAAGGAUAAGUGAAAGAGUUUGCUCUAUUACUCGAUAUCUAAUGAAUCUGGUUAACAACCCUUUAUCCACUGCCUCUGUACAAUGGUUAGAACGAACAUUGGAUGAUAGUGCAAAUAGGCAAUUGUGUUUAUCAGAAGCGUUUUUGGCUGCAGACAGUGUAUUAUUGACAGUUCAGAAUAUCUUCGAAGGGUUAUCUGUAUUUCCUAAAGUUAUAUCAAGAAAUAUUGAGAAAGUUUUACCCUUUAUGGCAACAGAAAAUGUAAUUAUUGCAAUGGUCAGAGCUGGAGGAGAUAGACAAGAGUGUCAUGAAAAAAUAAGAGUUUUAUCACUAGAAGCAGCCAGUACAGUUCGUCUUGAAGGUAAAGACAAUGAUCUUAUGAAUAGAAUUAUACAAGAUCCAUAUUUUGAACCAAUAAUAAAGGAACUACCAGAUAUUUUAAAUCCUCUUACUUUCAUUGGAUGUGCAUUCAAUCAAGUAACACAUUUUUUAAAAGAAGAAAUACAGCCUGUAGUCAACAAAUACAUUUUCAAAAUCAAAACUACAGCAACAAAACUGGAUAUUUAAUUCAUAACACUUUUUACUUAAUUUCACCAUAAUUUCAAAUUUCAAAGUUUUACUCUUUUUAAAUUAGUAAAUUAAAUGUAUAAAUAUAUAAUAUAGUAAAAUACUAAAAUAUGUUUCUAUUUAAAUGUUAUACUUAUACUUUAUCCAACCAUAAAACAUGAAAUUCUGCUCAUCUUUAUUUGACACCUGCCAUAGACACUAAUUAUAUUUAAGAAGAGUGUCUCGAUAAGAUAUGCAGAUUGCAGAUGUUUCAAUUUUUAUCGAGUCACAGUAUAUUUUCACAGUGUUAGACGAAA
Molecule: messenger RNA, 1853 nt
Organism: Aphis gossypii (cotton aphid)
Lineage: Eukaryota; Metazoa; Arthropoda; Insecta; Hemiptera; Aphididae
Product: adenylosuccinate lyase-like
Exons: 9
Coding region: 112-1557 (481 amino acids)
Biological process (GO): 'de novo' AMP biosynthetic process
Cellular component (GO): cytosol
Molecular function (GO): N6-(1,2-dicarboxyethyl)AMP AMP-lyase (fumarate-forming) activity; (S)-2-(5-amino-1-(5-phospho-D-ribosyl)imidazole-4-carboxamido) succinate lyase (fumarate-forming) activity
Source: RefSeq, a predicted model, not a curated record